Molecule: messenger RNA, 1476 nt
Organism: Myotis lucifugus (little brown bat)
Lineage: Eukaryota; Metazoa; Chordata; Mammalia; Chiroptera; Vespertilionidae
Product: zinc finger protein 226-like
Biological process (GO): regulation of transcription by RNA polymerase II
Molecular function (GO): DNA-binding transcription factor activity, RNA polymerase II-specific; RNA polymerase II cis-regulatory region sequence-specific DNA binding
Source: RefSeq, a predicted model, not a curated record
AUGAACAUCCUUCAGCAACAUCAGAGAGUUCAUAUGGGAGAAAAGCCUUGUAAAUGCAGUGAAUAUAGGAAGUCUUUUACUCAGAGCACUACCGUUCGUUUUCAUCAGGGAGUUCACACUGGAGAAAAACCUUAUCAAUGCAGUGAAUGUGGCAAAGCUUUUACCACUAAGACCCACCUUCAUCGACAGCUGAGACUUCAUACAGGAGAAAACCUUUAUAAAUGCACUGAAUGUGGAAAAUCUUUUACACGGAGUACUGGUCUUCAUGAUCAUCAGGUAGUUCAUACGGAAGAAAAACCUUAUCAGUGUAGUGAAUGUGGAAAAUCUUUUACCCGGAGCACUACCCUUCGUAUUCAUCAGAGAGUUCAUACGGGAGAAAAGCCUUAUAAAUGUUUUGAGUGUGGGAAAUCUUUUUCCCGGAGCACUUACCUUCAUUACCAUCAGGUAGUUCAUACAGGAGAAAAGCCUUAUAAAUGCAGUGAAUGUGGAAAACCUUUUAAGUGUAGAAAAAGUCUCGUAUAUCAUCAGUGAGAUCACACUGGAGAAAAGCCUUAUCAAUGCAGUGAGUGUGGGAAAUCUUUUACCACUAAAACCAUCCGUGAUCGACAUCAGGUAGUUCAUGCAGGAGAAAAGCCUUAUCAGUGUAGUGAAUGUGGGAAAUCUUUUACCCGGAGCACUACCCUUCGUAUUCAUCAGAGAGUUCAUACGGGAGAAAAGCCUUAUAAAUGUUUUGAGUGUGGGAAAUCUUUUUCCCGGAGCACUUACCUUCGUUACCAUCAGGUAGUUCAUAGAGGAGAAAAGCCCUAUAAAUGCAGUGAAUGUGGAAAAUCUUUUACCCACAAAACCAUCCAUGAUCGACAUCAGAGAGUUCAUACAGGAGAAAAGCCAUAUCAAUGCAGUGAAUGUGGAAAAUCUUUUACCACUAAAACCAUCCUUGAUCAACAUCAGAGAGUUCAUACGGGAGAAAAGCCUUAUAAAUGCACUGAAUGUGGGAAUUCUUUUAAAAGGAGCAGUGGUCUUCAGUAUCAUCAGAGAGUUCACACUGGAGAAAGCUAUUAAGAGUGCAAUUAAUGUGAGGUAUCUCUCAGCCAAAUUUCUAAAUUCCCUCUCCGCAUAAGAGUACAAAUGGGAGAAAUUUCUUAAAUGUGUAGGAAAUGUAGUUUCUUAGGACUUAACAAUAGUACAAGAAAAUUUGUGAGUCCUCAUUUUUCUGAAUUGUAUCGUACAUUUAAUCACCUACAUUAUGUAAAGUUCCCAUAAGUGUUUUUGCUGUUGUGUUUCUGUGUUUUUAUGUUGGAACACUAUGUAAUUAUGUUGCACGUUCUAACAUAUAGGAUGUACUGCCAGAUCUGUGUCACUGCACAUUUCUGUUGCUGAAGGUAAUUCACCUGAACCACCUAUAAGGUCCCUACAGAUGGCAUCAGUCACCAUCCUCCCAUUCCCAGGGAAGCUAAGUCAGACUCUAAUUUGUUGAUG